AAAGUGAACCCACCAAGUGAAUAUAAUUGUCGUAGAACAAAAUGACGAGUGAAAUUUUAAGUUUUUAUAAGGACAAAACUGUUUUAAUAACCGGAGGCACAGGAUUGCUGGGCAAAGUGACCAUUGAAAAGCUAUUGCGGUCGACGGAUGUGAAACGUAUAUAUUUCCUGGUGAGACCCAAGCGGGGUGAGAAAGUGGAAGGACGGUUUAAGGCGUGGAAAAGUGAUCAGGUCUUUGAAGUUCUCCUCAAGAAGAAGCCGCACGCACUGGAGCAUGUGACUCCGAUUUCGGGAGACUGCAGUUCGUCGGACCUGUCCAUCAGCGAGGCGGAUCGAAGGACACUGACCGCAGAGGUGCAGGUGGUUCUGCAUGGAGCCGCUUCGGUUAGAUUCUUGGAGCCACUGCAGCAGGCGUUGAACAUCAACACUAGGGCGGUGCGCCUGAUGGUUCAGUUGGCCAAGGAAAUGCGGCGCCUCGAGGCUUUCGUCCACAUCUCGACGGCAUUCUCGAACUGUGUGGUGUAUGAAAUCCACGAGCGUUUCUACCCCGAGCACCUCACUUGUCCCGUUGACAAGGUUCUCGACCUGAACGAUUCUCUCAGCGGCGAGGUGAUAGAGAAGAUGGCACCAGCCUUGCUCGGAAAUUACCCAAACACAUAUACCUACACGAAGGCUCUGGGUGAACAGGUGAUUCAGGAGGAGGCGAAGGACCUGCCAGUCGGCAUUUACCGACCGGCCAUCGUUUUAUCCACCUAUAACGAGCCCGUGCGGGGUUGGAUUGAUAGCCUGCAAGGAAUGAUGGGGCUGAUUUAUGGCACUGCUUACGGAAUGGUUCACUUAAUGCUUGUAAAUCGUAAAGUCCAUUGCAACUUAGUUCCAGCCGACUAUUGCGUCAACGUGGCCAUCGCCACAGCUGUCCAGAUAGCCAAGCUCUCUAAGCUGAAUAAAAAUAGUCCACCGCCUAUUUACGCUUUUUCACCUUGCCAAUCCAAUAGAGUGACCUAUGGGUUUGCACAGGAUCAGUGCUACCAAAUUGGCCUUACAGAGCCGAAUAAGAAGAUGAUUUGGUACCCAUUCAACCGUAACACCACCUGUCCGUGGGUCUACAAUAUCGGAGCCAUGUUCUACCACACGCUGCCGGGAUUUCUGAUGGAUCUCUUCUUGCGGCUAAAGGGUCAAAAGCCGAUAAUGGCAAAGGCCUACCGCAAGAUCGACGAUGGCGGCAGAAUGUUAGCACCCUUUACCAAGAAAGACUUUAUAAUGCACACAAAAAAUACCGACCAGCUGUGGCAGUCGAUGUCGCCGGAGGAUAAGAAAAUAUUCAACUUUGAUAUGACGACCGUUGACUGGAAAGAUUUUUUCACGGGCGUCAUGGACGGAAUUCGAUUGUAUUUCUUCAAGGACGCCCCGACACCAGAAUCCAUUGCCGAGGGCAAGAAGAUUUUAUUCAAGUUUUACGUAUUGGAUCGACUGCUUACAUCAGUUAUUGUUCUUAUAGCUGGUGCCUUUAUAUGGUUCCUAUUAAAACUAGCAUUUAAUUAAGGGCCUUACUAUGAGUUACUAUGCUGGAAUUCAGCUUAGAGUUCGAUUUAAUAAAAAGGUAAAAGGCGAAAAAAAAA
This is a messenger RNA of Drosophila takahashii, 1618 nucleotides long. RefSeq names its product fatty acyl-CoA reductase wat. Gene Ontology annotation, molecular function: alcohol-forming very long-chain fatty acyl-CoA reductase (NADP+) activity. Gene Ontology annotation, cellular component: peroxisome. The record is from RefSeq and is a predicted model, not a curated record. Lineage: Eukaryota; Metazoa; Arthropoda; Insecta; Diptera; Drosophilidae. Gene Ontology annotation, biological process: long-chain fatty-acyl-CoA metabolic process.